This is a messenger RNA of Drosophila nasuta, 4329 nucleotides long. RefSeq names its product neural cell adhesion molecule fasciclin 2 (gene Fas2). The transcript is spliced from 9 exons. The record is from RefSeq and is a predicted model, not a curated record. Gene Ontology annotation, cellular component: membrane. Lineage: Eukaryota; Metazoa; Arthropoda; Insecta; Diptera; Drosophilidae. Gene Ontology annotation, molecular function: protein binding. Gene Ontology annotation, biological process: cell-cell adhesion. Bases 648 to 3062 code for a protein of 804 amino acids.
CAUUUCAUUUGUCGUGGCGAACGGACGCGUCUGCUCUUUGUUUGUGCUCUCAUCUCACACGCGUUUCUCUGUGUGAGUGUUGGUGUGUGCGUUGCGCCGUGUUUUUGUCAGUGUCUGUGAGUUUUUGUUGGCGUCUCGUCUGUUAUAAAAUUUGGUUAACGCGCGAGUUCUUAACGUCUCGCUCUCUAAACGCGGCGGCGACGUUGUCUCAAAAACCAACAAUAAUUUGUAUGUGUGUGUGUGCGUGCCAGUUAGACAAUAUAAUAUUGAUGCCACACUCCACCAGCACAAUAUAGACAGCAAAAACAACUCUCACUCGUUUCAAUUGCACUCGCUAAUUGCGUGAAGUGUAUGUGUCAAAAUUAGUGUGCAAAUUACAACAAAAGUUACAAGAAAAAUAUAGUGAAUACAAAAUUAAAAUCACAUUAAAGCAAACUGCAAAUUUUUUAUACAUUUUUUUUUACUGUGACAGUGAAAGAAAAACAGAGAAAAAACAAAAAAAAAACACAAGUAAAGAGAGGAAAAUACAAUUGAAUUGUUGCUUGGCAUUGUUGUGAUUGUUGUGAAAAGUGAGCGACGACAACGACGACGACAAGAGGGAAAAUACCAAGAAAAGCCAAAACAAACAAACAAUAAGAAGCGCAAAAAUGGGCCAACUGCAAAGGCAGCGAGUGACUCUACUCGCCACACUCUACGUGAUGCUCUGCAGCUGUUUAACUAUAGAAUUGAGCAGCGCACAACAGACGCCCAUACUGGAGAUAUUCCCGAAGCAGGCGGAGCAAAGGAAGCCGGUGGGUAAACCCCUCAUUUUGACCUGUCGACCCAAUGUGCCGGAUCAAGCUCUCGUCACCGAUCUGCAGUGGAAGGAUAAUCAGAACAAUCCGAUUCUGCCCAAGCCGGGCGUUUAUGAUCCACUUUAUGAUUACAAGGGGAAUAAAAAGAAUGUAACGGGACGCAAUCAGCCACCGAUGUACACGGAAACGCUGCCCGGCGAUAGUUUGGCUUUGAUGAUACCCUCGCUGACGAGCGAAAUGACUGGGAAAUAUUAUUGCACCGCCUCGUAUGCAAAUACCGAAUUGCUUCAGACGAGUGUCUCAAUUAAAACUUAUGUUGCCAUUACCUGGACGAAUGCACCGGAGAAUCAAUUCCCAAUUUUGGGCAGCGACUAUACGAUCACAUGCGAAGUGAAAGCUGACCCUAAUCCGACCAUCGAUUGGCUCCGCAAUGGCGAUCCCAUUCGCAACGACGCCAAGCAUGUGGUGCAAGCGAAUGGACUUUUGGUGCGCAACGUCGCGGAGACUGAUGAUGGAAUUUACACUUGCCGCGCUGCUGUCAUCGACACUGGCGAGCUCCUCGAGCGCACCAUUCGUGUUGAGGUCUACAUUACCCCGGUGAUUACGCAUUUGGCCACAACCCUCGAGGCUGUGGAGGGCAAACCAUUUGCGGCGAAUUGCACAGCGACGGGAAAACCGGUGCCAGAGAUUAGCUGGAUUCGUGACUCGGCGCAACAGAAUGUCGCUGAAGCGGAUCGCUUCCAGGUAAAUCCACAGACGGGACUGUUGACCAUCAGCUCGGUGAUGCAGGAGGAUUAUGGCACCUACACGUGCAUGGCGAAGAAUGCCGCCGGCCUAGUCGACCAGAAGACCAAACUGAAUGUCCUCGUCCGUCCCGCUGUCUAUGAGCUCUACAACGUCACUGGCGUCACCGGCAAGGAGAUUGCCAUCACGUGUCGGGCACGCGGACGUCCCGCACCGGCGAUUACCUUCCGUCGUUGGGGUAGCGAGGAACCCUUUGUCGCCGGCUUCCAAUCGGACGAUGCACGCAUCUCCCUCGAACAGCACAAGGACGAAGAACGUGGCGAGAGCUCCGGCACGCUGCGCAUUAUGAAGUCGACGCGUCAGGACGAUGGAUUGUAUCAGUGCAUUGCCACCAACAAGGGGGACACCGCCUACAAGACCGGACACAUUGCCGUCGAAUUCCCCCCAGACUUCAGUCACAUGAAGGAUCUGCCGCCAGUGUUCAGCUGGGAGCAACGUGUCGCCAAUCUGAGCUGUCUGGCCAUGGGUAUACCGAAUGCUACGAUUGAAUGGCGUUGGAAUGGCAGGAACAUCAAGGAUCUGUUCGAUACGAACCUGAAGAUCGAGGGCACCGGACCACGCAGCGAUCUCAUUGUCCAUCCCGUGACUCGGCAAUAUUAUUCGGCGUACAAGUGUGUGGCAACGAACAUUCACGGCACCGCCGAGCACGACAUGCAACUGAAGGAGGCACGCAUUCCCGACUCGGUCACCACCGCCCGGCCACGUCAAUUGACCGCCACCACCAUCACCUUUGAGAUCAUCGGACCGGCCACAGAACUGGGUUUGCCCAUUCUCGCAUUCAGUGUGCAGUACAAGGAGUCUGGGAAUCCCGAUUGGUCAACCGCAUUGAAUCGCAGCUGGUCCCCCGACUCGCCCUACAUCGUUGAGGGUCUAAGGCCACAGACCGUUUACAACUUCCGCUUUGCCGCCCGCAAUCAAGUGGGUCUCGGCAACUGGGGCGUCAAUCAGCAGCAGUCGACGCCACGUCGCUCCGCGCCCGAGGAGCCAAAGCCACUGCACAGCCCCGUCCAGAACGACAAAGAGGAACCCGUCGUUGUUUCACCCUACUCCGAUCACUUUGAACUGCGCUGGGGCGUCCCAGCCGACAAUGGCGAGCCCAUCGAUCGCUACCAGAUCAAGUACUGUCCGGGCGUUAAAAUAGCCGGCACCUGGAACGAACUGGAGAAUCAGUGCAACACAAUUGAGGUGGUGGAGACGACAUCGUAUCAGAUGACCGAUCUGAGCGGCAACACGUACUAUCGCAUCGAAUUGAAGGCGCACAAUGAGAUCGGAUAUUCAUCGCCGGCAUCGAUUAUUAUGAAGACGACACGAGACAAACCCUAUCCGUAUUCAUCAAGCAGUGCCACACGAGCACUGUCCACGACCACAACACUGCUUGCCACAACAACAAUCACUGCACCACAGUUGCUGCUGCUGCCGCUCCUGCUGCUGCUGUCGCUGCCGCUGACGACGCGCACUGCUUAAACGAUACAGCUGUAAAGCAGUGCCCGGAUUUUACACACGGAUCACACACACGAGGAAGAUGAUAACGAACGAUGUGCUGCAAGUUUUUGUUGUUCUCUAGUGUUGUUGUUUUUUUUUUUCGUCUUACUCUUUUUACUCUUUUAACAACGUGACGUGAACUGUAAAUAAUAUUAAGUGAGACAAUUACCAAAUGGAAAAAGAAUCAAUUAAAAAAAGAAUACAUACCACAGUCAUGCAUACUACAUAAAUACUAUAUACUAAAUAAUGAAAAACAGCAGCAUUCAAAAUACUACAAAUACAUAUGAUAAAAUAUCAGUAGCGUGUUUAACAUUAAAUAUGUGCGCUAUAUAUGAUUCCAUUCAAUGUACAAAAUACAAAUGCUAAAUGCCAAAAGGAAACAACCAACAAAAAAAAACGCAUAAAAUAUGAAAAUACUAAAAAAAAAAAGUAAACAUAUUCAUCAUACUCGGUAUGUCCAGAAAGCUAAGAAGAAAUCCUUAAAAUUGUUAAAUUCAAAAAAGAGUUAUUUAGUUUAUAGCUUCGGUUCGAAGAUAUCCCAAAUAAAUCGCAAUCCCUAAACACAACUUUCCAAGCUGAUACGCAAUCGAAAAUACACACUGCCAAUUAUAAAAACAAAUAUACCCAAAAUUUUAGAGACUCUUACAAACACUUGAAAACAAAAGGAGAAAAUUAUAGAAAAUAUUUGAAAUUUACAGAAUUUCUUUGUUGAUUUGCAAACAUUUGCUCAAUUUAUAGCUCACAUAAAGGGAACCAACUGGAUCACUGAAUUUUAAUUAUAUAAUAAUGUAAUGGAAAUUUAUAUUGAUGUAUACAAAAAAAAAAAUAGUUUCUUUUUACGAAUCUCUCGAUGAAAUUUAGUCAAAUUAUAUUAGAUUACAAACAGAUGAUCUGUAGGGGUUUAAUAUAAUCGGUUUUCCGAUUAUAACUGUUCUUUCCUGUUAUCCAAUAUAUUUUAUUUGUUGUUGUGAAGAACUCCACCGUUUACCACUUGAAUGCAAUCCAAAUUGUGUCAGUUUCAGAUUUGUGGUUUAGUUUUUGUUUCGACCAUUGAAUGUAUACGUUAAGGGGACAAUAAGUAACUGAAAGUAUAAUAUGUUAAAAGAAAAAAAAAACCAAAUACAUCAAUGACUACACUGGACUAUAUAGCAAAUCCUUUCUCCUAUCCCCCUUCCACCUAACGAAAAGAAAAAUGAUGUUUCCAACUAACGAAUUUGUUUCACAUGGUGUAUUAAGCUUAAAGAAUGUG